CUUGUCAAUGUCACUGAAGUGGUCCAUUUGAUCUGCUAUGAGUGUAUUGGUGCGGUUUAAAGAAAAAUUUCAUGAGAAAAGCCCUAACUAGAAAAUUUUCCGGUUCGUCAAAACUUGGACGCGUUUUCAAUCGUCAGAAAUCCGGUGAUGUUUCGAAAGAAGGCCAAAUGAGUCUUGACUCACUCGAGUCGCUAAAGGAGGAAAUCGAUAGUUUGAAAACUGCACUAAAUGCACUCAAAAUCGACUUAGAAAAUAAGGAAAGCAAAUUGGGGAAAUUAGCAAGAGAAAAAGAGAAACUAUCAAUGAGUCUUGCUAAAAUGAAACGCUCGAAUGACAAUCUCGCGCGACAACUCGAAGACGAGAGAGAUUUUUACUACAAGGAGAAGGAAACGUACUGUCACGAAAUGACCGAAUUCAAAAAACUCAAAAAAGCGUUGAGUAACACCACUCUGGGGGGGCAAGUCGACCUCCAAGAGGUCGAAAAAUUGAAAAAAACGCUCGAACAAACGCUCCAAACAAACUACAAUUUAAGUGUUAAAUUUUUAAGGAUGAAGGAAACGAAGAACCAGUUCAAAACCAUGCUUGAAAAGACGGAAGACAAGCAUCGCAGGGUAGUCAACGAUCUCAGAACCAAAAUCGAGACCCUAACGUCCGAACUGAAGCAAAUCCUCGACACGAAAUUCGAAGCCCCCUUGUCCCCCAGCAAUAAAAAGUACCUACAACUCGUGAAUCAAAACAGUUCAUUAGUCUACGAAAAUCUGUAUCUGCAGAUGCAAAUCGAUAACUGGAACGCGAAAACAAGACAUAAAAGUGAGGGCACGAUUGUGAAACUUUACGAAAGAGAAAAACGCCCCGACAUUCCAACUGUGACAAUUUUAAACGAGAAAGAAGUCGGGAGACUCUCCGAACGCAAAAUCAAACUCCCUCUCAUUAACGACUCCAAACUGGAGGUGUUCCAAGUCUCGGAGUUGGGGAGUUGCGACUCGGUGAAAGUCAAAAAGCGGAGUCGCUCGGCUCCGAGAAUAAUCCAAAGUGUCGUUACAUUUGAAUAAAUAGCUACAAAGAAACUGGUUUUGAA
Tribolium madens (black flour beetle) is the source of this 1078-nucleotide messenger RNA. Its product is annotated as coiled-coil domain-containing protein 39-like. The record is from RefSeq and is a predicted model, not a curated record. Lineage: Eukaryota; Metazoa; Arthropoda; Insecta; Coleoptera; Tenebrionidae. The coding region runs from base 72 to 1052 and encodes 326 amino acids. The transcript has 4 exons.